Canariomyces notabilis is the source of this 1302-nucleotide messenger RNA. RefSeq lists its product as uncharacterized. The transcript has a single exon. The record is from RefSeq and is a predicted model, not a curated record. NCBI's taxonomy places the organism in Eukaryota, Fungi, Ascomycota, Sordariomycetes, Sordariales, Chaetomiaceae. The annotation marks the transcript as partial.
AUGUCUUUGAGAAGCAGGAAGAGGAGACAGGUUUGGGACAUUCCCGAACUGGCGGUAACCUCGGCCACUUUCCGAGAGCUUCACGUCAAACUCCCAACGGAAAGGUACAGAGAGCAGGCAGCACAUGCAGCGAGCACGACGAACCUGAAGCCAAGCGACCAGUGGCUCGACAAGCACCGCGGAGGGUUUUUGCUGAUCCAGAACCUGCACCCCAAAGCUCCUCCGGGCAAAUGCAUCCUGGUCGAGAGCAUCGACACAAGAGAGCGGUUCGUGAACAAACGCCUCCAGCGGUAUGCUCCAGACUGGAAUCAGAAGACACAAGGCACAGAACUUGAACACACGCCAUACAAGAUCGCCUUCGACACCUGGGCACCCCCCGAUUUACGCUUCGCUCGCCUAUCGGAUCCGCACGUUGAAGUCCAGCUCCCAAAUGAACCCUACUUCCCCAAGCUGUACGGUUACGGCUUCCCCAGCGGGCACCAAGCCUUCGAUUCAGAGGGUAAACCCGACAUCUUUUCGCUAUACUUCAAGCGGUUCAAUGGUGGUACUCUAGAGAACCUCAUGCUGCAAUAUGCUCACCCGGAGAUUGGCGCGCCGAUCCCCGAGCCGUUUGUCUGGCAUGUCAUGAAACAGCUGUCGCGGGCUGUCAUCUGGCUCCAGACGGACUUGAUCCGUCAGGAUCUUGACCAAGGUAUGAAGAAUCCUAAGCCUGGCCAUAAGAUCCUUCUGCACAGGAGGUUGCGUGAAAGAGAUGUAUUUUUACAUUUCCCCGAGGACGGAGAGGAUACGGAUCCCCUGGACUGCUGCUUUCAUCGUAUAAUUCUUGGAGAGUUUGAUCAAGCCGUCGUCCUCGAGGACCCCCCGGAUAUCCAUUCCCACAUCCCUAGAGCUGCGGGAGAAACUGGAGCUUGGGAGGACAUGCACUCAUUGGGAAGGCUGCUUCGUCGCCUCGUUACAGUCCACGACUGCACCUGGGAGAACAAUGGCAACUUCGACUACGAUGUUGAUGAGGAUUGCGAGAUGAGGAGGUUCCUAUCUGAUAAUAUCACUUUCUACGAGGGUCAGGAGCAAGUGUACUCGGACGACCUCAUCAGACUGCUCUCAAAUUUCGAGCAAAAGGUCACGGGGGCGAUCCCGACUGUUGCCUUUCUCAUCAAUGAGCUGUUACCUAGGGCUCACGAGAAGCUCAGGGAAUUCCGGGCAAUGGGCAUUGACGUACUGACUCACGACGAAAGUGACGGGUGGAUGGGAGAUGUUUCGUGGGCUGCAGCCGACCCCAACUUUGAGACGACACCCUAUGCA